AUGACUGUGCGCUCAAAGAUCUUUUUGCCUCUACGCGUACGCGUCGUCGCCCGAUCUUUCUCAGUUUCCCGUCCCCGCUGGGAGGGCACACCUCUACCUGCUAGAAAGCCCGUUGGCGCUUUCCGUGGAGGUGUCUUUGGAUUCUUGUCUGGCGCUGUCGUUGCUGGCGCGUCGGUUUAUUACUACAUCUUAACUGAUUACCGGGUUGCUAAUGAGAUGUUAACUGAUGAUAUCUCGGCACUUCAAUCGGCAACCAUGAAGCUCCAGUCAUACAUUACUGAGUUGGAGACCAAGGUCAACAAGCUCCAGAAGAAGUGA
Penicillium malachiteum is the source of this 318-nucleotide messenger RNA. RefSeq lists its product as uncharacterized. The transcript is spliced from 3 exons. Bases 1 to 318 code for a protein of 105 amino acids. The record is from RefSeq and is a predicted model, not a curated record. Lineage: Eukaryota; Fungi; Ascomycota; Eurotiomycetes; Eurotiales; Aspergillaceae.